AUGAAAUAGAAUCCUUCAUAGAGAAGCUUAGGAUUGUAGUAAUCGUUUAAUGAGGGAUAAGAAGACAAUUUUGAAUAUAAAAGCUUCUAGGAUAAAAACGAUUUUUUCGAUGACACUUCUAACAUCUAACUUAAAUCAUAAAAUUAGUUAAAAAGCGCCUAGAAUUAAAGCGAAAAUAGGUCUAUAUAAAAUGGAAAUAAUGUAAGCACUAGAGGAAACACGAAUAAGCUUUUAUGCGAUAACAUAAUCAUUUCGUUUGAUCAUGUUUUAUCUGAUAUUGGUAUUGGACCAUAUCAAUAUUUAUUUUAUGCUGUUAUGGCAACAUUAGGCUUGACUGAAGGAGCAUAAGUUUCAGUAUUUACUAUUAUGAUUCCUUUACUUAAAAAUGAAUGGGAUGUGUAAGAUGAUGCUAACUCCCUACAAGUAUGCUUAGUGUUUUUAGGGUUUUUGGUUGGUAGCGUUUUAAGUGGGCAAUUCGCUGACAGAUAUGGCAGAAAGAAACCAUUUAUUUAUAGUAGCUUGUUAACAGUUGUAUUUACUAUGCUACAGGCUAUUACAACUAACAUAAUUUAAAUGACUAUUCUUAGAUUCCUUUGUGCAAUACUAGUUGGAUUCUUUGGACCUUUAGGUGUUACAUUGUUAGCAGAAGUAACUCCUUUGGCAGUUAGAGGAAGAUUCAUGAGUUUAAUUACAGUUAGCUUUUCACUUGGUUAGUUAUAUGGAUAAUUCAUUGGGUAUUUUACUUUAGAAAGUUUGGAUAAGGGUAAUUGGAGGGCAUUAAUUGUUUGGACAGGACUACCAGGAUUAUUAGCAUGGAUAAUAGGUUAUUUAUAUUUAGAUGAAAGUGCAAGAUUUGAUAUUAUUGAUGGAAGGUUUGAAGAAGCAUUUAAAAUAAUAAAUAAAAUGAAUCGCAUGAAUGGAAAUAGAUUGAAUACAAUUGAAAUUAGUGAAUCAACGAAAAAUCACCUUAAAACAUGGUCUAGAGAAGUCAACAAAAGUCUUCAUUAAUAAAAAGGAAGUCUUGCUUCACUAUUUAAAGGUGAUGGAAAAUUGAUUACUCCCCUUGUUUGGUUUAAUUGGUUUACUCUCAGUUUUAUGUAUUACGGAAUUUUAGUGCUUAUGCCUAAAAUGAUGGAUGAAAUUAUGAAAUUAACACAUAAACAAAAAGAUCCCAAUGAUGCAAAUGAUAUGGUUAAAUUAGCUUUGAGUACUUUUACAGAAAUGAUCUCAGCUAGUAUAGCUUCCUUUUUAAUUGAAAUAAAAGGAUUAGGCAGAAAAAAUUCGAUGAUUAUUUGCUAUAUACUAUAAGCAAUUGCUUGUCUUAUGGUCUAUGUUGAUGGAAUGGAUCAUUUCGUUUUGUGGGCUUCUGUUUGCAAAUUCUUUUUAACAAUGACCUUUAUUUUUUCCUAUUAAUUUACAGCAGAAGUUUAUUCAACCAAAAUUCGCACAACAGGAGUUGGAAUGGCUAAUGGAAUAGGUAGAAGUGGAGGAAGUGUAAUGCCUUGGAUUAGCUUUUAUUUAUAAAGAAUAAAUCUUUUUGCUCCCUUUUUACUAUUUAGUUGCUUAAGUUUACUAACUGCUUUAGUUGAUUUUAUUCUACCUUACGAUACACUAGGUAGAGAAUUAGAUAUUGCAGAAGAUGAAGACGAAUAAUGA
Molecule: messenger RNA, 1656 nt
Organism: Tetrahymena thermophila SB210
Lineage: Eukaryota; Ciliophora; Oligohymenophorea; Hymenostomatida; Tetrahymenidae
Product: MFS transporter
Exons: 2
Biological process (GO): transmembrane transport
Cellular component (GO): membrane
Molecular function (GO): transmembrane transporter activity
Source: RefSeq, a predicted model, not a curated record